UACCAGGUAGAAAUAAAAAACAGAAGUGUUUCGGCCAUCCAGGACCGGAAUUGAAGAACCCUGUUGUAGACUGACAGUGAACCUCAAACCGAAAGACACAAACAUGGACGAGAUUGCAAGUGAAAGUUUCGUGAUGGCUCGCUUUCCUAAAAAGAGGCUCCUGUCUGAAGUGCAUGAUGUGAACUCUCCCACCACAGACGGUUCUUCUGAUAGUUGCCAUCCUGAGGAGGACGUGGCUGCUAUAUCAACCAGAUCCCACAGUGAGGGGAAGGAGAUCCACCAACGUAAGAAGAGGCACCUACCGCUGUCUGAUGAGGAAGGGGAUCAUGGGUACUGUGAGGAUGAUGUGAACCUUCCCACCGACACAGACAGUUCUUGUAACGGAGGGCCUCCUGAGGAGGACGUGGUUGCUACAUCAACCAGAUCCCAGAGUGAGGGGAAUGAGAUCCACCAACGAGAGAGCCCCAGUCCUACUAUCAUCAACGCUCCAGACCAGCCAACGGACCCCCAAAAUCAAGUUGAUUUUGAUUUACGUUAUACAUUUGACAUUUUACAAAAAAAAGUUUGCAUUCAAAAAAUGAAUAAGAAAUAUACAUGGCCAUUCUUAAAUCCAACUGGUGUUCUGUAUGUUGCAAUUUUGGAACUUGAAAAUAUGAAAAACAAACCUCUAAUAGUUAUUAGUUAUACCAAAGACUUUCUUUUUGAGAAAUAUAAUUUUUUUUUUAAAAGAAACAAAAUAUCCAUCUAUUUGCUCAACUCUCCUUCUCAAUAUACAGGUCAUAAAAUAAAGGAUGCGGUAGAACUAGACACGUAUCAAAUAACUAUCGUUCCAGACUGGCCAAUGGAAAACCAAAACAUCCCAAGUCCUUUUGAAAACAUUAGAGAAUGUAUUGAUAAGUUCUACUCAUCAGUAAAUGCAGAUUGCAAGCAAAAGUUUGAUACGCAACAUGCAUGGGCAUUUAUAGAGUCACCUUGUGGUGGAGAACCUGUAUUUGUUGGAUUAUUUAAAUUAGAAGAUGGGAGGAAGAAGAAUGAUAAGGGCACAUGUUUUAUUAUUCAUACUGAAGAGUUACUUCUUGAGGAAGUCCCAAAAAAAUUGAAAAACGAUGAGAAAUUGCAAAAUAGUAACUUGUUUAUCUAUACGUACAACUCUCCAUGUUUGCUAAAUAUAGGUCAUGAGUCAUGCAUGAAUUUACUGUUUAAGGUUUCAGCAGAACUGAACAGAUCUUAUGGUAUAAAAACUAUUGUUGGAUACAGCAAAUGGUACGGUUUGACUGGAGAUUUGAAAACCUUUAAGAAUACAAAUAGUCCCUCAUUCAGUCACUUUAAUUAUAUAAUCAGUAGUUCUAAUUAUGCAGACUAUUGUGAUAAAUUAGUCAUUUUGAAUGAGAAUUCUAAAGAUGUAGAACUUCCCAAUGAACUUUAUGAUUUUAUUAAACUAUUUAUGCCCAAUAACAUUUCAGAAGUACCUUUCAGAUUGCUAAAAUAUAACGACGUCUAUAGAAAAGUGACAAAUUUUUUCAAGACAAUUAGCAAUUAUCAUAAUAAAACAAAUGUGAAAACCGAUAAGAAAAAAGAAAAGGAAAGUCUUGACCUAACUUUUUCCAUACCCUAUUUUGGAUCUCUUAAUCAAUUUCUAAGACUUUCGGAGUGUCUAGCUGAAAAAUUUGAUUUGGUAAAACACAUUGGUAAUGAUUUAGAUCGAUCUAAAGUAAAGUUCAUAGAAUGGUGGACUAAAACAAUGGAAGACCAAUUGGCUACUUUUCUUAAACGAGCCAUUGAUAGAGGUCCUAGUGAAGAUAAUCAUAGAAUCACAGUCCUCAAUCACAUCAGCAGUAACCCUGUAGAAUAUUUACAGUUUUGUCACUUACCACUAAACACUUUCCACAGCCUAUUGAAUAACUACAUGUGAAUACAUGCUGCGUAUUCAUUUAUUGAGGUUGUGAGCUAAAGAUUAUUCAAAUAUACAGUUGAAGUCGGAAGUUUACAUACACCUUAGCCAAAUACAUUUAACUCAGUUUUUCACAAUUCCUGACAUUUAAUCCUAGUAAAAAUUCCAGCUCCAAACAGGACUCCUUAAUAAAUCUCCAUAUUUACCUCACAAACACUAAUUAUACUAGUUAACUACACAUAGCACAGACACUCACUCCUCAGUGGUUGGGAAUGGGUAUGGGAGCUGGACACGUAGCGACCCAGACCCUCUGCUGUGGGAGAUCACACCUACUGACUCAAGGUGGUGGGAAUGGGUAUGGGGGCUGGACAUGAUAAUGAUGUCUCCACUCCCCCUAUGGUGAAUUGCUGUACUGUAAACUUGUGCUUUAAUAAAAAAAGUUAAUUCCUCA
Molecule: messenger RNA, 2342 nt
Organism: Coregonus clupeaformis (lake whitefish)
Lineage: Eukaryota; Metazoa; Chordata; Actinopteri; Salmoniformes; Salmonidae
Exons: 4
Coding region: 104-1912 (602 amino acids)
Source: RefSeq, a predicted model, not a curated record